GCCCCGCCUCCGCGCUUCCUCCUCUUUCACUUUCCUUUCCGCGGAAAGCGGGUCGUGCCUCUCGAGCAUGGACGACCUGAACUGCGAUUCCACCUGGGAGGACGAGAGCGAGGAGGAUGGCGAGGACGGCCAGGCGGAUGAUACGGGCGAUGCGGACACGGGCGACGAGGACGGCGACGCGGAGGAGACACGGCCAGGCGUGUUCCAGCUCAAGAUGACAGGGUACCGAAACUGGCGAGCUAUGCAGGACAUGCAAAGGUACCGACACAACUAUCCGGAUUUGGCAGAUCAAGACUGUAAUGGCGACAUGUCCAACCUGAGUUUCUACAAGAAUGAGAUCUGCUUCCAGCCAAACGGUUCUUUCAUUGAGGAAAUUCUUCAGAACUGGAAAGACAACUAUGAGCUCCUUGAAGAGAAUCACUCCUACAUCCAGUGGCUGUUUCCUCUGAGGGAACCGGGAGUGAACUGGCACGCCAAGCCCCUCACACUCAAGGAGAUUGACGCAUUCAAAAGCUCCAUGGAGGUCAAAGAGCGUCUUGUCCAGGCCUAUGAGCUCAUGCUGGGCUUUUAUGGGAUCCAACUUAAGGACCGGGACACGGGUGCAGUCUGCCGUGCACAGAACUUCGUGUCACGCUUUCACAACCUGAACAGCCACAGCCACAACAACCUGCGUAUUACGCGCAUCCUCAAGUCACUGGGUGAGCUGGGCCUAGCGCACUACCAGGCACCGCUGGUCCGCUUCUUCCUGGAGGAGACACUGGUGGAGAACAAAUUACCCAGCGUGCGCCAGAGUGCCCUGGACUACUUCCUGUUCGCUGUGCGCUGCCGGCGCCAGCGCCGCGAGCUGGUGCACUUUGCUUGGAAGCACUUCAAGCCACGCUGUCAGUUUGUCUGGGGGCCCCAUGACAAGCUGCGGAGAUUCAGGCCCCGGCCACUCACGGCACUAGGGCAGACAGAUAAGGAUGAGGGCUCCAGAAACCCCUUCCAAGAGGCUGGCACACGGGGUCGGACCUAUGGAUCUGGAAGGAACCUGGGUGGGGACAGGGAAACAACUGAGGAUCCCUCACUGCUGAGCACAAAGCCCCAAGAUGAUGUGGGAACCUUGGAUGGGGACCAGAGGGGUGAGGCUGAGUCACUGAGCCCCAAAGAGAGCAAGAAGAGAAAGUUGGAGGGAAACAGGCAGGAGCAGAUCCCACGGGAGGCAGAUCCUCAGGUAGAGAAAAUUGUCCACAACCUUGAGGGGUGUGCCCUCAGCCCUAGCAGCCAGGAACCUAGGGAGGCUGAACAGCCCUGUCCUGUUAUCCGCGGGGCCAGGGUGACUGAUGAGGUAAGAAAACGUAGGAAGGUGGAGGAAGGGACUGAAGGUGAUGGAGUAGCCAGUAACCAUAGCACCGAUACGUUAUGCCCUACCCUGCCUCCUACACCUUCAGAGUGUCCUGAGGCCCAAAAAGAUGAGAAUGGGCCAGAGGACCCAGAAAGCCAGGUGGGGACAGAGGACCCAGAAAGCCAGGUGGGGACAGAGGACCCAGAAAGUCAGGUGGGGUCAGAGGACCCAGAAAGCCAGGUGGGGACAGAGGACCCAGAAAGCCAGGUGGGGACAGAGGACCCAGAAAGCCAGGUGGGGUCAGAGGACCCAGAAAGCCAGGUGGGGUCAGAGGACCCAGAAAGCCAGGUGGGGUCAGAGGACCCAGAAAGCCAGGUGGGGAUAGAGCAAGGUACCUUUGGGAACUUGGUGGAACACCCUGACACCACAGAAGUCUCAGUGGGUGAGUCAGAGAAGCUGGCAGGGAUGGGGACCUCUGCUGAACCCCCAAAGCCUUAGAGGUGCAUCUCAGUCCUACUCUACCCACUGCAGGGGUUGUCUUGAGUCCCAGAGCCCUGUUGUUGGCUCUUCUUGGUGCCCCACAGUGCUGGCCUCUCCCUGGUGGCCACUGAAGCAGCCACCAGGGGGACUGAGGCCCUGCCCUCAGGGAAGGCCAUGGCCUUCAGAACCCUCCUUACCUCGCUGUGUCCUCCCCCACUGCCCUCUGAGCCCAGUGUUUGUGAACAGAUCCUAAGGGUCUCGGGGGAGGGGCCUCUCUUUUCUUAAUCUGGUGCCAAGUGAGGCCUUUUCUGAAUAAACUCUUUAGACUUUG
This is a messenger RNA of Chionomys nivalis (European snow vole), 2135 nucleotides long. RefSeq names its product opioid growth factor receptor (gene Ogfr). The transcript has 7 exons. Gene Ontology annotation, cellular component: membrane. Gene Ontology annotation, molecular function: opioid growth factor receptor activity. NCBI's taxonomy places the organism in Eukaryota, Metazoa, Chordata, Mammalia, Rodentia, Cricetidae. Bases 68 to 1822 code for a protein of 584 amino acids. The record is from RefSeq and is a predicted model, not a curated record.